CAAACUUUGCUACUGCUGCUGCAUUUCCUCAAAGAGCAGAUUUCCCCCAACGAGAGCCCCUCCUCCAGGAGUCCACUACUAGAAUCUCUGUGCAAUCCUUGUACUACAACUCCCUGGCCUGCUUGUUUCUUUGCGCUCCAUCUCGGAAAUUGGACGUUGUGUCGUGGCCAUUGGCUGCUCUUCAAGCCUCAUCAGCGUUGGUGGCACUCACGUGGAGUUUCAAGUAGCGGAGUCUGGCCUAACUUGAUUCCAGAUGAUCGCCAGUGCAGUCCGGCAAUUGGAUGAGUUGACAUCGGCAGAGAAGGCAGGUUGCUUGCAAGGUGGUAGAGAUAUCUUCCAAUUGUACACACAACCACCUGUCCAUCACUAAGGCAAAUGGUCAAUUUUGAAGCUGGGCCUGUUGAAGGAUGCAUUCCCAUUUGCGCGGCCAUCAGACUCUGCUCCGGUUGGUCGGAAAGAGGAGACGCUUGCCUCCGGAAGUCCAGAGCAAUCCCCAAAGCAGCACGCUCGGCCCAAGUGACCUUCCAAAUGUUCCUCCGACGCCCCUGUCGCCUGAAAUUGACAACACCCGCAAAAGUGGAAAAGAGCACACCUGGGUGAAUCUUGGGGGCAAAGAGAAUGCGUCCAGUAGCGAUCAGAGUCCGACGUGUCCCAUCUGCGGCCGGAGCUUGCCCGGCGCUGAUGGCGCCAUCAAUGCACAUAUCGAUGCGUGCCUGGCCCGGGGCUCCGCCGCCAGUGCGAACAGUCGCCCUCCUCGCAAGACCACCCAGACGACCCUCGCCGCCUUCACCAGCCCCAGAGCAAAGCUGGGCCCUGGGUCCAAAAGCCUUCCGAGCACUACCUCUAAAGGGUUAGCCGAUACCAAGGGGUUAUCAAGCCCCCAAACCCCAGGUUACAAGCGGUCGGUCAGCCUGCCAGCCACCCUCCCGCUGAUCGACCCCUGGAAGGACGCUGGAAUAGAACCAGGGGAAAGUCUGGGUGCAAAGAGGAGGAAACGGGCCGGGAGUAGUGUUGUCUGUGACGAGUCGGAGAGCAGGGGGGGCAGGGGCUUGGAUGCAACUGCAAAAGGGGGACUUUGUAACGUCGAUACUGGUCGGGGUUGCUUGGAACCAGCUCCCGUAGGGUCCAAGAGUCGGGAGGCGGUGCCGAUUGCCAGGGGAGUAAGGGACGAGCCCCAGCUCAAAAGUGGCCAUUCGGAGUUCGACAGCCAGGUUGAACGCCCCGGAGCUUUUCAUAGCCCGGUUGUAUUCCCCGGGGGUCCCUGCGAGAAUGGCCUCCGAAGCGAUCCUACACUGGAGGAGAGCUCCCCACCUCCGAACUCGGAACCUACGCACUUGCCGAAAGAGUUGGAUACUUGGGCUGUGAGGCAGUGGCGGUUUGAGGACGCGGCGUCGCUCUGCACUGUCGGACGUCCGAUUCGCCUAGUCCGAGAACCGGACAAUCCAAAGGACGGAAACGCCAUUUUGGUUACGGUUGGAGGCGCUCCAAAAGCGAAAGCUGUGGAUGCGAAGUUGGGGGCCUGGAAGGAGAGUGAGUUGCAGGGGAGGCGGGAAGCUACUUCGGACAGGGGCCCUGCUGAUUCUGGACGUCCGAAACAGGGACUGUCCGAGAAGAGGCGGGGUGCUGAUGAGUCCGGCGAGCUACGAGCUUCUAACGGCUCACAGAGCAACGGGAGUCCUCGAAGAAGAAGGGAGGAAAGCCGAGAAGACAGCCUGGGUAAAAGCGGGGAUGACGUCAGCAACACGGCUCCGGCACCGACAAGGACGAGUCCUCGGAAGCGGACGAAGGAGGCUUUUGCGGCCCGUCAAAUCGACACCGAGCCCGUCCGAGAAGCGAAGGCCAAACAGCCUGCCAAGAAGGGGGGGGUCGACGACCCGCGGGUGAUUGGCUACUUGCCAGCUGUCAUUGCGGAGCACCUUGCCCCGGUGAUGGACCGGUUUGGGACGGCGUUUGGCGGGGAAGUGACGGUGCGUCCGCAGUGCGCCGGCGCGGCGGCGGGCGUCCGGAUAAGGCGUCCGGUGAGUGAGGGAAGGGGCGGCUGUGACGGUGAACUGGUGGGAGGUUUGGAAGCAGGACGGGAGUCGGAGGAUAGGAUUGGGGGACGGUUGGAAGAUGGGCGGGCAGAAGGGAGUGCGUCGGAGGACGGAAGCGGGGGGAGGGGAGUUGGGAGGGAGUGUGGUAGCGGGGAAGAUACGAAGAGCGCCAUUGAAGCAGCGCAUGAGAGAUCUAGUAGAGGUGCGGAAUUGCGAGCAGCAGAAGGCGUAAAAGGAGAGGGUGGAACGGAGAGCGGAACGGGCGGAAGGGGACUUGAACCGGAAGGAGCUCCCUGCUUCGAAGCGUCUGCGGGAGGUCCGAGCGGAGUGGAGGGAACGGAAGACGUUGACCGCCAGAGACACGUGGCAGCGGUUGACUCGCACUGGCGCUCGGCGUGUGAGGCCGCGGCGCGAGCGCGCGCUGCUCUAGUUGCGGACCCGUCCCUGCCCAAGUACCAGGGCAAUUUCUUGUACAUGGUGCGGACGGUUCUGGAUGCGGACGGACACCUGUUUUCGGACGAUGAAGCGGCGCUGCUGCGGGGCAUCGGCGGAGUGAGCGGCGAGGGGCAGCGGUUGGUCGUGCGGCUCUUUCAGCGGAAAGGGCCGUGGUUCCGUGUGAGCAACCUGUCGUAUGCGGACGUCCGCGACGUGCCGAUCGCUAUUCAAGAGCUCCUCAGCCGGGGCUAUUUACUCUCCUCUGUCCAAAGCCCAAUCCCCGGGACCGACUCUGGGCCCGGGGGAAAAUACGAGGCUUCAGAGGAAGCUGGCCCGAGCGUCAUUGAAGCUUCCGGGGCAAACAACCGGGGCAGUGACGGUGCCGGCGAAGCGACCGGUGGAAAGAACCGAGGAACAGAAGAAGUGGCCGGGGGAAAGAACCGAGGAACAGAAGGAGGGCUCGACGCGCGGGCAAGGAGGAGGAGCCAACGGCUGGCCGGAACUUCCGCGGACAGGGAUGCUGAGACCGAGAGCGGCACCGGAUUUUUGGUGUCAGAGGUACAGAGAGGGGCUUCCGGAAGCAUAGGAGGAAUAAGUUUUUCGGGGGGUGGUUCGGAGCCCAGGUGGGAGCCCCGGGCGCCGGAGGUGCGGGACGCGGGGUAUGUUCGUGACCGGGUCGGCGUGCUGAACGUCGGGGAGUUGCGCGAGCUGCUGUGCGCGCUGGGGCUCAAGACGAAGCUCGAAGUCAACGGCGCCAAGCGAGACGAGCUGCUGCGGUGGAUCGUGGACGCGGCGUGCGACGCCCGGCAGACGACGCCCUGGGGCCAGGGCUGCCACGUGGCAGUCAUGGAGAAGGUAGCUGAACUGGCGGGGGAGAGCGUGCGGCUGCCGGAGGGGCUGCACCACCUGCUGUGGCGGGUGCAGCGCCUCUUCUUCCUCAACGGCGAGCAGGACCUGUCGGCCUUCCUGCUGGUCGACAUGGGCCUGUGCAAGUACCCGCCGUACCGCUGCUCGCGGACGCGGCCCGUCUUUCGGACGCGGGCGGAUCUCCUGGCAUACGAACAGGCGCUCGACGUCGCUCAGCGAAUGGACGAGGCCGUCGAAGCAGCCGACACCGCGGCCGCCCUGCGCCUGCUCGCGGCCGCGCGCCGUGGCCUCACUCAACGCGCGCUUUCGGCCAACGCGUCACUGAGGGGCGCCACCAGCGGACGGCAAUCUGCCGGACUCGAAACAGACGGUCAGGAUGCGUCGAGGGUCGGGGCUCCGCCGGGGGAAGAGCGGGGGACGGUAAGACUUGAGGGGGACGCUAUGACUGAGUUCGGCACUGAAGGGGGUUUAAACAACGGCCGGGCGAUGUCAGCGGAGCGGUUUCGAGGGGCCGAGGUUCCAAGCACGGUUGAGGCGUUUUCGGUCGGUCCGAUUGAGGGGACGGAGCCAAUCGGACGGCAGCGAGGGCACUGUUGCUCUAUUGUCCGGGGGGGGGAAAGCAGACUGGGUCCGGAGGAGAUUGAGGAACGGAAGCGACUCGCGGGAGAAAUGCCGAAGUUGGGUCGGGAAGCAGAACCGUGCGACGGAUGUGGGAGGGAAGGACCUGUUCUCCAAUCGGCAGGAGUCGGGUUGAGAGCUGAGCUGGGUUGCCACGUGUCAGGCCUGCAGGGCGACACGUGUGCGAAAGUAGAGGCUUGUACAAUAGCGCACGCGCAGGUAACGGAGCGGUUCGUUGACAGCGCUCGCAAGGUGAGCUCGCAGAAGAUGGGUACUGUUGAGGUCAGGGAGACGACCGUAGUGCACAGGGAACAGGUAGGAGUAGCAGCGAACGCUUUUGAGGCUCUGAAAGGUCAGCACACGGGAACGAAAGUGCCGCUACUAGUUGAAAGUCGGAUGGAAACGGACGAGCGGGUUGAGCUUAACCCGAGUGCUAACCUGGAAGACCGGCAGUCUCCCGAGUUGGGACCGGCGCCGUUGUUCGUCGCACGGUUUGCGGCGGGGUGGGUUUACAGCGUGGUAGCGACGGUCGGGGUGUCGAUACUAGAGAAGGAGAAACGGUACGGCGAGGCGGUAACGGUCCUCCGGCAGUUGCUGAGCGGUAACCAUUCCCGGGGGCGGCGCGGGCAGUGGUGGGGCCGGCUCUCGAUCAAUCUGGAUCACCUGGGCAGGAAGGAAGAGAGCCUCCAGACUGCAGAGGCGGGCGUCUCGGACCCCUGGGUGCGCGGGGGCGACCGCCUGGCCCUGCAACGCCUGCGGCGUGGAAGAACUGGCGCUGGAGUGGUACGCGAGCGACGAAGGGGGGGGUGGGAAGGCGUGCAUUCUGAGGGGGGGGUCUGGUGCACGCUGUUCGGGCUGCUCAUGUGGGAGGUCCUGUUCGCGGACGUCGCGGACGUGUUCCGGACGCCCUUCCAAACGGCCCCUCUCGACCUGGACACGGACGCCUUUUUCCCCUCCCGCGAGGCCGCCAUACUCGAGCGCCUCCGCCUUAUCCAAACCGGUGACGUGGCAUCUCUCCUGGCCGUCCGUUGGGCCACGUCAGCAGGCACGUGGUGCCGGGGUGUAAAUUGGGAGCGGCACACUUUGGAAGAGCUGCAGACGAUCGCGGGUUGCGUGGGUAACCAAGGGUUAGCGGCGGUUUGCCGGUUAUUAGCGGAGGAUCACGCGGGGUGGGCCGGGGGCAUGCCGGACCUGUUGCUGUGGCGGGAAAAUCGGGUGGGUUUGAACGGGGUUCGAUUUGAGGAGGAGCGGGGACGAGUUGGAGGUUUGAGGAGUGAGGAGAGGCCUGCGAGAGGGGUCCAGUUGCCGAGUGGUUUGGAAGCGUCUUGGGACUGCCAAGAGGUGGGUUUGGUCGAGUGCAACGGGAUAAAUACUGGACGAACGACCAGCAGUCAAGAAGGGGUUACCGAGGGUGACGGUGGAAUCGGGGGGCUGAGGGAAGGGGUUGACUUUUGGGUUAAGAGGGAGGCGAAGCUUGUGGAGGUGAAGGGGCCGCGAGACCGGCUUUCUGAGCAGCAAAGGGCGUGGAUCGGAGCGCUCCAAGCGGCGGGGAUUGCGGUGGAAGUGUGCAAGGUGGUGGAAUGCGAAGAAUCGAAGGGGGCGAAAGGGAAGCAAGCGGGAAAGAAGAGGAAAUGAUAGCUCUCCAAAGACUACUGAAUUGUGUAUAUCGAGCGUUAUGAAAGUGCAUGAUGCAGGAUACUCAUACUAGUUUUGCUACAUAAAAUAUCUCUACAAAACGGCGCAAAGGAUACCGCAAACUACAUGGUUCAAUCUCGUUACAGUCAAGUCGUCGAUUAGGAUCAUGCUUGCCGCUGC
Molecule: messenger RNA, 5768 nt
Organism: Klebsormidium nitens
Lineage: Eukaryota; Viridiplantae; Streptophyta; Klebsormidiophyceae; Klebsormidiales; Klebsormidiaceae
Source: the annotation of a GenBank genome assembly